This is a messenger RNA of Stegodyphus dumicola, 1406 nucleotides long. RefSeq names its product Porphobilinogen synthase (gene Pbgs). Gene Ontology annotation, biological process: heme biosynthetic process. Gene Ontology annotation, cellular component: cytosol. The record is from RefSeq and is a predicted model, not a curated record. Lineage: Eukaryota; Metazoa; Arthropoda; Arachnida; Araneae; Eresidae. Gene Ontology annotation, molecular function: porphobilinogen synthase activity; zinc ion binding.
AUGGAAACAUUGCAUAGUGGAUAUUUUCAUCCUGUCUUGAGGCAGUAUCAAGAGGUGAACACAGAUGUGCAGUCUUCUCAUUUAAUGUACCCGUUGUUUUUGAUAAAUAAACCUGAUGAUAAACAAGAAAUAUCCAGUAUGCCAGGUGUUUUCAAAUUUGGCGAGAAGCAGCUUAUCAAUUUCUUAAAACCACUUGUCCAGAAAGGCUUAUCAUCUGUUCUGCUCUUUGGAGUUAUUGAAUCAUCAUUAAAAGAUUCAAAAGCUUCCUGUGCUACUACUUCCAAGAAUCCUGUUCUCCAUGCUGUUUCCCAAUUAAGAUUGAAUUUCCCUAAUCUUCUGAUUGCAUGUGAUGUUUGCCUAUGUGGUUACACUGAUCAUGGUCAUUGUGGAAUACUCGAUGCAGAAGGGCACAUUGAUAAUGCUGCAAGUAUUAAAAGGAUUGCAGAGCUUGCUUUGGAAUAUGCUAAAGCUGGUUGCCAUGUUGUUGCUCCAUCUGAUAUGAUGGAUGGAAGAGUUAAAGCUAUUAAAACAUUAUUAAAUGAAGCUGGAUUAGGCAACAAAGUUUGCAUUUUAAGUUAUGCUGCCAAAUUUGCUUCAAAAUUUUAUGGACCAUUUAGAGAUGCUGCAGAUUCUGCUCCAGCAUAUGGUGACAGAAAAUGUUACCAACUCCCUCCUGGUAGUAAAGGAUUAGCUUUGAGAGCUGUGCAACGAGAUAUUGAAGAAGGAGCUGAUAUGAUCAUGGUGAAACCUGGCCUUGCAUAUUUAGACAUUUUACAGGAAGUAAAAAAACAGCAUCCAGAAUAUCCUCUAUUUGUGUAUCAAGUAUCUGGAGAAUACGCCAUGUUAUAUCAUGCUGCUAAAGCUGGAGUGUUCAGUUUGAAAGAUGCAGUUUUAGAAAGUUUAACAUCUAUGAGACGUGCAGGUGCUGCUGUAGUUAUUACAUACUAUGUUCCUCAGCUACUGAUGGAAUGGCUGUAAAGACAUUUAAUGUUUUAUAUAAUACAUUGUAAUUUGUAUUAAUUUUACAUAAUAAUUUCAUUAAAAAUAUUGGUUAUUUUACAUAUUUUAUGUAGUAUGUACAUAUAUAUAAAUGAAUUUUGUGAUAUUUUUUUCAUUAAGAAUCAUUUUACAAAGAUUUAGCUAUAAUAUAUAUAUGAAAUAUUUUAUAUAUGUACUUUUUUUUAUACUGAGAUUAUAUAGGGUAAAAAGUGUUGUUUGUUACAUAUAGGGUAAAUAUUUGUGUAAAUAUAAAAUUUUUAUUAAAAAUCAAUUUAAAUAUUUCUGUAUGCAAAAUCAUUUUUCAAGAAUAUUUUCCUACUUGGUAACAUAAAAGUUUAAUCACAUUGAAUAAUUGUAAACAUUUCAAUUUAAUAUGAUGUAGAUAUUAGAAUAUUUUAUCAUAUAGA